Molecule: messenger RNA, 1757 nt
Organism: Entelurus aequoreus (snake pipefish)
Lineage: Eukaryota; Metazoa; Chordata; Actinopteri; Syngnathiformes; Syngnathidae
Gene: prkar2ab
Product: protein kinase, cAMP-dependent, regulatory, type II, alpha, B
Exons: 9
Coding region: 170-1486 (438 amino acids)
Biological process (GO): regulation of protein phosphorylation
Cellular component (GO): cAMP-dependent protein kinase complex
Molecular function (GO): cAMP-dependent protein kinase regulator activity
Source: RefSeq, a predicted model, not a curated record
AGUAAACUAUGUUGACUACUUUUUGGUUUGUAGUUGUUCUGCAGUGUUUUAUUUGUUUAGAAGCAGUGAGGGAAUUGAACAUUUGGUGCCUUACUGUACCUCUACCUUCUUUGAGAAGCUGAACAUAUCAGGGACAAGCACCGAGUUGGAUGAGCUCUGACGGCAAGCAAUGAGUACCACCGACAUCCCGGCCGGCCUGAGGGAGCUGCUGCAGAAAUACACGGUGGAGGUGCUUCGCCACAGGCCCGCAAACUUGGUGGAAUUCGCCGUGCAGCAUUUCACGCAGAUCCUGCAGGGCCAGAGCAACCACAAGCGAGGCAGCAAAACGGCCCGCAAAGGCGUCACUUUUGCAACCUAUGACAGCGGUCCAGAGAACAAAGAAGAGGAAAAGAAGGAGGAGGAGCCUGUCAACUCCACCAAAUACAACCGCAGGGUUUCAGUUUGUGCAGAGGCCUACGACCCUGACGACGACGAGGAAGGCGACAGCGAGUCUCGGGUGGUGCAUCCCAAAACAGACGAACAGCGUCGGCGGCUUCAGGAGGCCUGCAGAGACAUUUUACUCUUCAAAACUCUGGAGCAGGAGCAGUUCUCUGAGGUUUUGGACGCCAUGUUUGAGGUGCAGGUCAAAGCUCAGGAGCACAUCAUCGACCAAGGAGACGACGGAGACAAUUUCUACGUCAUCGAGAAAGGUGAGUAUGACAUAUUGGUGGAGAAGGAGGGCGUGAGCGUGCGUGUGGGAAAGUACGACAACAAGGGCAGUUUUGGAGAGCUGGCACUCAUGUACAAUACGCCGCGAGCCGCUACCAUCGUGGCCACGCAGGCGGGCGCCUUGUGGGGUCUGGUGGGUGAUGACCUGCACGUGUGCACAGGCGCCCCUGCAGGAGACGUGAACUACUUCCUGUGUGCUCUUCCAGGACAGAGCCACCUUCCACCGGCUGAUGGUGAAGAACAACGCCAAGAAGAGGAGGACGUACGAGGCCUUCGUGGAAUGUGUUCCUCUGCUCAAGUCUUUGGAGCUCUCGGAGAGAAUGAAGAUCGUGGACGUGUUGGGAGCACAAAGCUUCAAAGAUGGCGAGCGCAUCAUCGCGCAGGUAACACUUCUGUCAGCUCGGAAUGGACGCCGUGUGGUCAUGUGACGUCUUUGUGGCAUUCGCAGGGAGACAUGGCGGACUGUUUCUAUAUUGUGGAGACGGGACAAGUUAGGAUAAUGAUCAAAAGCAAAACGAACGCGGGCCAGCAGGACCAAGCGGAGGUGGAGGUGGCUCGUUGCUCUCAAGGACAAUAUUUUGGAGAGCUGGCUCUGGUGACCAACAAACCUCGUGCAGCUUCUGUCUAUGCUGUUGGACACACCAAAUGUUUGGUGAUCGACAUCCAGGCUUUCGAGCGUCUGCUAGGUCCGUGCAAGGAGAUCUUGAAGAGGAACAUCUCUCAGUACGAAGAGCAGCUUGUGGCGUUGUUUGGUUCCAGCGUGGAUUUGAAACACUAGCACAACUACUACUACAUGUAAAAUACUAGCUUUGUAGUGUAUGUAUAUAUAUAUAUAUCUAUAUAGAUAUCUAUAUAUAUAUAUAUCGAUAUAUAUAUCUAUAUCUAUAUAUAUAAAUAUAUCUAUAUCUAUAUAUAGAUAUAGAUAUAUCUAUACAUAUAUAUGGAUAUAUAUAUCUAUCUAUCUAUAUCUAUCUAUAUAUAUAUCCCCAAUGGAAGAUUUAGGCUUGUGUGCCACAUCCAGUAUUAAAAGCAUUCUAGCUAAAUAUGCC